AUGGCUCUUAAACGCAUUAACAAGGAAUUAGCUGAUCUCGGAAGAGAUCCCCCCUCAUCCUGCUCUGCCGGCCCCAUCGGCGACGAGAUGUUCCACUGGCAGGCGACCAUCAUGGGUCCUUCGGACUCACCAUAUGCUGGAGGAGUGUUCUUCUUGGCGAUUCACUUCCCCACGGACUAUCCUUUCAAACCACCAAAGGUGAACUUCACAACCAGAAUCUACCACCCCAACAUCAACAGCAACGGAAGCAUCUGCUUGGAUAUCUUGAGGGAUCAGUGGUCGCCAGCGCUUACAAUCUCUAAGGUCCUGUUGUCGAUUUGCUCCAUGUUGACCGACCCCAACCCUGACGAUCCUCUCGUUCCAGAGAUCGCACACACUUACAAGACCGACCGCCAGCGUUACGAGACAAACGCGCGGGAGUGGACCCGAAAUGUAAGGCACGACUGA
Molecule: messenger RNA, 447 nt
Organism: Gamsiella multidivaricata
Lineage: Eukaryota; Fungi; Mortierellomycota; Mortierellomycetes; Mortierellales; Mortierellaceae
Product: ubiquitin-conjugating enzyme/RWD-like protein
Exons: 5
Coding region: 1-447 (148 amino acids)
Biological process (GO): protein polyubiquitination; ubiquitin-dependent protein catabolic process
Cellular component (GO): nucleus
Molecular function (GO): ubiquitin conjugating enzyme activity
Source: RefSeq, a predicted model, not a curated record